Molecule: messenger RNA, 1131 nt
Organism: Postia placenta MAD-698-R-SB12
Lineage: Eukaryota; Fungi; Basidiomycota; Agaricomycetes; Polyporales; Adustoporiaceae
Exons: 5
Coding region: 1-1131 (376 amino acids)
Biological process (GO): NADPH regeneration
Cellular component (GO): cytoplasm
Molecular function (GO): nucleotide binding; oxidoreductase activity
Source: RefSeq, a predicted model, not a curated record
AUGGCCCCCACAGGCAUCGCGAUCCUAGGCUCAGGCAUUUUCGCUAAGGAAGCGCACCUUCCUGCAAUUGCCGCUGUCGGCAGCUCCGUCGUCACCCUCAAAGCUAUCUAUUCCCGUUCUGAGAAGAGCGCGGCGGGUCUGGCGGCCGAUGCUCAAUCAGCAUUGAAGCUCGAUUCGAAGCCGGACGUCUACUACGACGCGGCCCCAAACGCAAAUUUGGAUGCUCUUCUCGCGAGGCCAGAUAUCGUCGCGGUCAUCGUCGUUCUCCCUAUCACGACGCAGCCAGACAUUAUUCGCAAGGCCCUAGCUGCCGGGAAGCACAUUCUCAGCGAGAAGCCCGUCGCGAAGGAUGUCGCCUCUGGCUUGAAGCUGAUCGAAGAGUAUGAGAAGCAGUACAAAGCCAAAGGCCUGAUCUGGCGGGUGGCAGAGAACUUCGAGGCCGAGUCAGGCUACCAGGCUGCUGCCAGGGCGAUCAAGGAGGGAAAGAUCGGGAAGGUGAUCUUCUACAACGCCCGCGUAGUGAACUAUAUCGACCAGUCUUCAAAAUGGUACAACACCCCUUGGCGCACAAUCCCAGACUACCAAGGUGGCUUCUUGCUCGAUGGUGGUGUUCACACGAUAGCUGCUCUCCGUACCAUGCUCCCCAGCUCUUUCAAGACGCUCUCCGGCUUCGCCUCCUUAAACAAGGACUGGCUCGCGCCGCACGACACGAUCAACGCCGUCGUUCAGUCCGCCGACGGCUCCCACGGCAUCGUUGAGCUGACCUUCGCUGCGCCCACCACGUCGCGCUCCGAGCGCGCGUUCAAUGGCAUCACCAUCACCGGGACGGACGGAUGGCUCUCUGUGAACCAGGUGAAGGUGAUCGACGGCUCACGCCCCGUCGGCGGCUUGCGUGUCACUGUCGUCACCGCAAAGCGCGACAAGGACGGGAAGGACAUCGGCGAGACCGAGGAGAUCAUCGACAAAGAGACGGAUGGUGUACCGAACGAGCUACGGUACUUCAUUGACGCCAUCGGGGGCUCCGACAACGGACUCGGGACUGCAAGAGGCGCGCUGCAGGAUGUCGCGUUCAUUCAGGCCGGUCUGACGAGCAAUGGCACGCCGAUCAACCUAGAGAAGCUCGUCUCAUGA